AUGGCCCCCUACUUGGACGACUUGACACAAAUGCCACAGAACGACCAUGGCCACUGCACCGUGCCAGAGGCAGCGUGUAACUGCAAGACCAUGGCGGACCCGAUCGCCAUCUGUGGCAUGGCGUUGAGGUUGCCCGGAGGAAUCGCAACCCCGGAUCAGUUCUGGGAGUUCCUCGUGAAUAAGAGGGAUGCAAGGAGCUUGAUCCCCGACUCUAGAUUCAAGGCAGGAAGUUUCUAUUCCAAAUCAGGGAAGACGGGCCACUUGAGAACCCAACAUGGCUACUUCCUGGACGAUUCUAUGCUCGGAACUCUUGACACUACCUUCUUUAGUAUGUCCCGGCCCGAGGUUGAGCGACUGGAUCCCCAGCAACGACUACUGCUGGAAAUUACGCGUGAGUGCUUUGACAGCGCGGGAGAAACGGCAUAUCGAGGCAGGGCAAUUGGCACCUACAUCGGAUCAUUUGGAGAAGACUGGCAGGAAAUCAUGUCUAAAGAUGAAGAAGUAGUUGGUCAGUUCAAGAUUACUGGGUACGGCGACUUUGUCCUUUCCAACAGACUAGCGUACGAGUAUGAUCUCAGAGGCCCAAGCAUGACCAUCCGGACCGGCUGUUCCGCGGCUCUAGUCGGUCUCCACGAGGCUUGCCUUGCUAUCCAGAACGGCGACUGCAGCGCAGCACUUGUUGGCGGAGUGAACCUGAUCAUGGCCCCUGGGCUGUACAUUAGCAUGUCGGAUCAAGCUGUACUUUCGCCGAACGGCAGCUGUCGUACAUUUGAUGCUUCCGCGGAUGGCUACGCCCGUGCCGAGGGUGUCAACAUGAUUUAUAUUAAGAAACUUAGCGAGGCCACUCGAGAUGGUAAUCCCGUCCGGGCCAUCAUCCGCGGCACCGCUGCCAAUGCUGAUGGCAAGACUCCUAGCCUGACUAUGCCAAGCGCCGAGAGUCAUGAAGCCAUGAUCAGACGAGCAUAUCAGGCGGCCGGCCUAGCCGACAUCGCCGAGACUGCGUUUGUGGAAUGUCACGGCACGGGAACCCCGACGGGAGACCCUAUAGAAACUGGCACAAUAGCAAAGCUUUUCGGCGACGCAGGCGUCUUCAUAGGGGGGUGCAAACCCAAUGUCGGUCAUUCUGAAGGAGCGUCUGGGAUCACCUCGCUUAUCAAGGCAGUUCUCGCCCUGGAACAUCGUGAAAUACCACCCAACAUCAAGUUUGAAAAGCCGAACCCCAGGAUCCCCUUCUUUGAGAAGAAGUUGACAGUGCCACUGGACCGCACGCCAUGGCCUGCGGGUAGAAAGCCAAGGGUUUCCGUCAACUCCUUCGGCAUAGGUGGUUCGAACGCGCAUGCCAUUAUUGACUCGGCGACUGAUUUUGUUGAAGUUCGAUCUGUUGCCCAGGCUCCCACACCCCCUAUGAGUCCACAACUGCUCGUCUUCUCCGCCAACACCCCUGAGUCCUUAGCAAGCGAGACCGUCAACCACCGGGCAUAUAUUGAAAAGAAUCCAAGUCCAAGUACUGUGAGGGAUGUAGCCUACACCCUGGGCUCUCGGCGAGCCCACUUACCAUACCGAGCGUUUUCUCUCGUUGGAAGCGGUGUAGAAGGAAACAUUUCGCCCGCGGUGAAAAUGUCAAAGAGCACUCCAGAUCUAGUUCUCGUUUUCACGGGCCAGGGGGCGCAGUGGCCCGAAAUGGGCGUCGAGCUAUUGAGAAACAGCAAAUCUUUCCGCGAAUCAAUCAGUACCAUGGACAGCAUUCUCAAGUCCCUGCCGAACCCCCCUGCGUGGACAAUUCUGGAGGAAAUGACCAAACCCGCAGAGUCAAGUAGGCUGCACAAUGCCACCAUCUCGCAACCGGUCUGCACAGCGGUUCAAUUAGCGCUGGUCGAUACGCUUUUUGAUCUCGGGGUCCAACCUUUUGCCGUUGUCGGCCACUCAUCGGGAGAGAUGGCCGCUGCAUACGCUGCCGGGAAGCUGACUCUGAGCGAGGCCGUCAUUGCUGCAUACUUCCGGGGUGAAGCGUCUGGCUCGUCGUCCAGGCCGGGUCUAAUGGCCGCGAUUGGCAUGGGCUGGCAAGACACAGUCGAAUUCCUGAUACCGGGAGUUGUCAUUGCUUGCGAGAACUCGCCGUCUAGUGUCACGAUAUCGGGGGAUUGUGACCAGGUUGAGAAGAUGAUAGAGAGCAUACAACGAGCCAAGCCGGAUACGCUUGCGCGCAAACUGAAGGUGGACAAGGCAUACCACUCCCACCACGUGCGAGAGAUUGGGGAAUCGCUGUUUGAGAAGUCGUGUCCGUAUAUCAGAAGCACCCCCGACGCACCGAAGUCAGAGAUAUUCUCGACAGUAACUGGGAAACGUCUUCGCUCAACGCAACCAACAGAUGCGGCAUACUGGGGGUUGAACCUUGAAUCACCUGUCCUCUUUCGAACUGCCGUCGCGAAUCUUGUGGAAUACCAUAAACAGAGGUCAAACGGUCUGGUAUUUCUUGAAGUCGGGCCCCAUUCCGCCCUCGCAGGACCUCUACGUCAGACUUUGGCCCAGGCAUCUGUUACCUGCCCCUAUUCGUCCUGUCUGGUUCGUGGGAAGAACGGUAACCAAACCUUUUUGACGGCGCUUGGUCACCUCUGGCAGCAGGGCAUCCAGAUCGAUUUCAAACGUCUAACAAACCGAGACGGCAGCGCCAGAGCAGUCGCCGAUCUGCCUACCUAUGCCUGGCAUCAUGAUCAUCCAAUACUCUUUGGAUCCCGCAUCACGCAAGAAUGGCGACAGCGCAGAUUCCCAAGGCACGAACUGCUUGGGUCCCGCGUACGGGAAAGCAGUGAUGACGAUCCGCUAUUUCGCAAUGUUCUGCUCCUUGAGCGUGUUCCCUGGAUCAGAGACCACAAUAUCCAUGGCGAUGUUAUUUUCCCCUGUGCGGCAUAUGUCGGUAUGGCCGGCGAAGCGGUCAGGCAGGUGUCAACGGGGCAAUUUGCCGGAUUCUCCAUGCGCAAUGUGGUUAUUCACAUGGCUAUGGUUCUCGGCGAGUCGGCGUCCACCGAGAUAGUAACGAACCUGCGGAGGGAGCGUUUGACUGACAGUCUGGAUGGCACUUGGUGGGAGUUCACCAUCAGCUCCUACAACGGGUCAUCGUGGACGAGGCACUGCUCCGGCAAAGUCUGCCCUCGCAGUUCUGCCACAGAGGAUACCGCCCAGCCGAGAAGCUACCCUCGCAAGAUCCAGGCCUCCAAAUGGUACAAUACCCUGCGCAAGGUUGGCGCUAACUAUGGGGAGCAGUUCCAGGGGCUAGCGAGCGUAGAAUGCUCGACCGAAGGGCACAUCGCGCGAGCCAAAGCGUUACACACGGCACUGGAUGACGAGGUUUUCUAUCCCCUCCAUCCCACGAAGAUAGAUUUCUUCCUGCAACUUUUUAGCGUCGCCUCCGCCAAGGGUCUCGGCCAUAGGCUGGACAAGAUGACAGUGCCGACUUUUAUCGGCGGUCUUGACAUCACCGUCAGCAGCGACGAGCUUGAUAUGGUCGUUUCAGCGGAGAGAACACCGCGCGGGCUGAUUUCCGGUAGUGGCUGGGCCGUUGACAGGCACUGUCGUGUCGUUUUGUCUAUGACAGACACCAAACUCAGUCCCUUGGAAGGGGACGCCGCCGGUGGCGAUCGACACGCUGCUGCCCGCAUUUUCUGGCAUCCAGAUAUAUGCUUUUCCGACCUAACCACCUUGGUUCGACCGCAUCCCGAACAGGAACGAGUCUUGAGGCUCACAGAGGAAAUGCAUUUGCUCUGCGUGCGAGAAGCUAUGCUCCGGCUCAGAGCCAUCAAACCGACGAUGCCACAUCUGAGGAGCUUUCAUGACUGGCUAAGAAUACAGCCGGAACCUAGAGACGCGCUUGACCUGCAAAGCGUGGCCGAUCAGCUUUCAAGAUCGGCUUUCGCCCCCUUUGCAGUGGCCAUGAAGCAGAUUCUUGAUAACGUUGUCCCCAUCUUCAAAGGCGAAGUUGAGCCGCUCGAAGUCCUCCUGCCAAACAACACACUUACGAACCUUUACGACUCGAUGAAUCUCGGCGACCGACGGCCCCUUUUCCAAUCCCUAGGUCACGCCAACCCGGGUAUGCGGAUCUUGGAGAUCGGUGCAGGCACGGGGGGCACAACAAAUAAGAUCCUGCAUUGGCUGCAGAGUGAUGUAGCAAACGACUACAUGUAUUCGCAAUAUGUCUAUACGGAUAUCUCCGCUGGAUUCUUUGCCGCCGCUCAGGAGCGUUUCCGGGACCAUCCCCGCGUGUCUUUCCAGACACUUGACAUCUCCAAGGAUCCCCUGGGACAAGGAUUCGAGGCUGGCACCUUUGAUCUUGUCAUUGCCGCGAACGUGCUCCACGCCACGCCAAGCAUUGCGAAGACCCUGGUCAACGCGAGAAAGCUCCUGCGGCCGGAUGGCAGGCUCUACAUGGAAGAGCUUUGCUGCGAUAUCAAAGCCAUAAACUUCAUCAUGGGCGUUCUUCCGGGGUGGUGGCUUGGUGCGCAAGACGGAAGGGCGGAUGAGCCGUACGUUUCUCCCGAGCGCUGGGAUCUGGCUCUUCGGGAGGCCGGCUUCGCGGGUCUGGAGAAAACUGCCCUGGAUUGCCCUGCUCCGAACCACCUUCUGGCGUAUCUCACCGCACGUCCCAGGACAGAGGAGCGCCGGAGAGAGAUCACUGUGGUAUACGAUGAAGAUUCGCAAGGGAUCGCCGACUCUGUUCGUGAUAGGCUGAUGGUGAAGGGCUUUGAUGUGUUUUUGCGUGACCUCAAGGCGGCGCCAACAAUCAAUGGCGAUGUCCUCUGCGUGUUUGACAUCAACAGGCCCUUCUUCGACGAGAUAUCAGAGGAGGCAUUCCUGGCCUUCAGAGAGCUGGCUACGUGCGUUUCCAGGACUGGCCAUGGUAUUUUCUGGCUCUCCAAGCUAUCGCAAGUCAGGUGUGUUGACCCGAGAUGGGGUCAAGUGAUAGGCACAGCAAGGAGCCUCCGGAACGAGCUUAGCAUGGACUUUUCGACUUGCGAGAUCGACAACGUAGACGAUCACACAUUGGAAAAAGCCAUCGCGGUCUUUGAGAAAUUUCAAAGACGUCGGGCAACGGAGCACAUCCGGCCAGAGUACGAGUAUGCUAUCAGAGAUGGCGUCGUAUUGAUUCCUCGGCUGCUGCCCGUAUCUGUCCACGCCGAAAUGGGCAAGGAAGACGAUGACGCCUUGCACCCGCAACUUGGCCUUGUUGUUGGGCAACACGGACGUCUGGACACACUGAGUUGGACAACGAGAAAGAGGCGCAAACUUGUUGGCGACGAGGUCGCUCUCGAGGUCAAGGCUGUCGGCAUGAAUUUCAAGGACGUCUUGAUUGCCAUGGGCAUUGUCGACUCUAACUCCUUGGACAGCCUUGGCCUGGAAGCGAGCGGAGUCAUCCGAGAGGUUGGGCCGGGUUGCUGUGACCUCAGCCGAGGAGACCGUGUUCUUGUCUUUGGAGGGCAGUGCUUCUCGACAGAGCUUGUAAUCACAUCCCAACUCUGCGUCAAGAUGCCAGAUGGUCUCUCGUUUGAGGAUGGCGCGACAAUGCCCUGCGUCUUUUCAACUGUCAUUCACGGACUGCUGGACGUGGGCAACCUGGAGGCCGGCCAAACCGUCCUGGUUCACUCGGCAUGCGGAGGCGUCGGGCUAGCAGCGAUCCAGAUUUGCCAAAUGAUCGGCGCUGAAGUGUUCUGCACUGUCUCUAGCAAAAGAAAGAUCGAGUACCUGACGAGCACCUUUGGGAUCCCGGGGGACCAUAUUUUCAACUCACGCGACGCUUCUUUCUUGCCCGAUGUCAUGAAGGCCACCGGCAAUCGGGGUGUAGACGUAGUACUCAACUCCCUCUCUGGUGCUCUGCUUCAUGCUUCUUGGGAUUGCGUGGCAGUCUUUGGCAAGAUGAUCGAGAUAGGCAAACGUGACCUCAUUGGCAAUGGCAAGCUGGCAUUGAACGUCUUUGAGUUGAACCGGAGCUAUCAUGGGGUCGACCUGGGUCAUGUCAUUGAGAAUAGGCCAAGGGCCGGCCAUAGGCUUCUGGAGAGAAUUGUCCGCCUUUACGAAGAAGGCCAUAUCCAUCCCCUCCGGCCGAUUCAGACGUUUACGGCCGAUGCGGUGGAGUCGUGCUUCCGGUAUAUGCAAAAGGGGGAGCACAUUGGUAAAAUUGUCGUGACAAUGAACACCAGCGAUGGAAGGCCCCUCAAAUCAUCUUCCUCGGCCGCGGAGCUAAGCUUCCCUAGCGACGCUUCUUACCUUUUAGUUGGCGGCCUCGGAGGUCUGGGCAGGACGGUCUCUACUUGGAUGGUUGAGCGAGGCGCCAGGCACCUCGUGUAUCUUUCACGCCGGGCUGGUCAGUCAACGAGGGAUCACGAGUUUUUCGAGGAGCUCAGGUGCCAGGGAUGCACCGCUACAGCAGUCCAAGGCUCCGUGUCUGAGCUGAGCGAUGUUGAGAGGGCCGUGGCUGCAGCGAGGAAACCGCUGCGGGGGAUUCUCAACAUGUCGAUGUUGUUGCAGGAUGAAGCCUUCAGUCGAAUGACGUUCAGAGAAUGGACGGCUGCGGUCACCCCAAAAGUGCGUGGCACUUGGAACCUGCACAAGGCGUCUCUCUCACAGCAGCAACAGCAGCAGCAUGGCCCGCUCGAUUUCUUCCUCUUGUUCAGCUCUAUCUCUGGUGUCAUGGGCCAGCCAGGACAGGCUAACUAUGCUGGGGCUAAUACCUUUCUGGACGCAUUUGUCCAGUAUCGACAAAGUCUAGGCUUGUGCGCAGCGGCCGUUGAUAUUGGGGCUAUGCUGGACCACGGCUAUAUCGCAGAGAACCCGAUCUUGCUGGAGCGCCUCACAUCUCAAGGGAACUAUGGGAUCCGAAUCCCCGAGCUCCUUGACGCUCUCUCGACGGUCGUGAACGCAAAGGUGCCCAGGGCGGAUCAGUUGCACAGCUUUGUCAGUGCAUCGCAGUUGGUCAUCGGCCUGCGCAGCACAACGAGUCUCUCUGACCCAACGAAUCGUGUCGUCUGGAAGCGGGAUCGCCGCAUGGCUUACUACCAUGGCCGUGGCCAGAGCACCGGGUCAAGCGAAGCCGCGAGCAAGACAGGAGCCUCUGACGAACUGGCAUUGUUCGUCCGGGCUGCAGUCGGCAAUCCCGACCUUCUCCGGGGGGCGGGUGCCGCAGACUUCGUAGCACGUCAGCUGGCACUCCAGCUCUUCCGCCUCCUCCUCAAGCCCGUGGAGGACGGAGAAGAGGUGAAUGUAAACAUUUCGCUGCAGGACGCGGGGCUGGAUAGCCUACUUGCAGUCGAGAUGCGUAGCUGGUGGAAGACGGUUCUCGGGUUUGACAUUAGCGUGCUCGAGAUGCUGGGAUCGGGAACGAUCAUGGCGCUUGGGGACAAAGCACUGCGAGGCUUGCGCGAGAAGCUGGAGCGAGGGCUGGACGCAUGA
Messenger RNA from Thyridium curvatum, 7437 nucleotides. RefSeq lists its product as uncharacterized. The transcript has 5 exons. The coding region runs from base 1 to 7437 and encodes 2478 amino acids. NCBI's taxonomy places the organism in Eukaryota, Fungi, Ascomycota, Sordariomycetes, Thyridiales, Thyridiaceae. Gene Ontology annotation, molecular function: phosphopantetheine binding; fatty acid synthase activity; oxidoreductase activity. The record is from RefSeq and is a predicted model, not a curated record. Gene Ontology annotation, biological process: fatty acid biosynthetic process; secondary metabolite biosynthetic process.